GCGGAGAACCCGAGCGCUGGAGGGAGCCGCCUCUCGCUCCUUUCCCUGCCCACAAAAAGGGGAAGGUCCGCUUUGUUCCCGCGGCCGCCUCCUUCCGUCCCAGCCGAGCCGAGGAGAGAGGCUCCGUGGCGGACGGGAGGGUCCUUCUUCUCCGGUUCGGUAUGAAGGGGCAGCCGCGCAGGCCGUCGCUCCGUCCGCUGUAGCCUUGAGUCCAGGCGGAGGGUCCUUGGCGUCUCCUUGGGGCCACGAAACAGCAGCCGCCGCUGGAAGAGGAAGGGGAGGUGCCGGUCAACUCCCAGCCUUGCCAAGGGGCCGGUCUACCCAGCGUGUAAGGGACUAGAUACUCUGCUCCAAGCCGAGGAAGACAUCCAGGGGUUGGAUUACUCUCAGCCAAGAGGCCGGUGUAGUGACUACUUUACCAAGCUUCCUGUCUACCAAGCCAAGUCGGGAUCCCGAGGCGUGUAAGGGGACUAAUUACUCUAUUCUAAGCCGAGGAAGACAUCCAGGGGCUGGGUUAUUCUCAGCCAAGAGGCCGGUCUAGUGACUACUUUACCAAGAUUCCGGUCUACCAAGCCCUGUUUGAGUCAAGAUUGGCUUCAGCUUCAUUGAGGAUCCGGUCUACUGCCUUCCUUGCUAAGUGCUGGUCUACUGAUUAUCUCUUCAGGAGCUGGUCUACUUGUCUUACCAAGGGCCUGGUCUACUCUCCACCUCUCUUGCCAAGGUCCUGGUCUACUUUGAGACCCACCACCAUGGCCCGGCACCCCUGGACCCCCUAGAGCCAACUCCGGUGUCCAAAGGGAAGCCCCACGGCGGGGACAGGGCCUCCUCUUUCUCCUCCUUCUCUCCUGCGGCCACCAUGGAGGAGUGGCGGCAGUGCGGGCGCUGGCUCAUCGACUGCAAGGUGCUGCCGGCCAACCACCGGGUGGUGUGGCCCUCGGCCGUGGUCUUCGAGCUGGCCCAGGCCCUCCGCGACGGGGUCCUGCUCUGCCAGCUGCUCCACAACCUGGCCCCCGGGUCCAUCGACCUCAAGGACAUCAACUUCCGGCCACAAAUGUCCCAGUUCCUCUGCUUGAAGAACAUCCGGACCUUCCUCAAGGUGUGUCACGACAAAUUCGGCCUCCGCAACAGCGACCUCUUCGACCCCUUCGACCUUUUCGACGUGCGAGAUUUCGGAAAAGUGAUCUCCGCGGUCUCUCGGCUGUCGUACCACACCAUUGCACAGAACAAGGGAAUUAGGCCGUUCCCUUCGGAAGAAACCACCCAGAACGAUGACGACGUCUAUCGGAGUUUGGAGGAACUGGCGGACGAGCACGAUUUGGGGGAGGAUAUUUACGACUGCGUCCCGUGUGAAGAUGAAGGGGACGACAUCUACGAGGACAUCAUCAAGGUGGAGGUCCAGCAGCCCAUGAUCAGAUAUAUGCAGAAAAUGGGAAUGACGGAGGAUGACAAAAGAAACUGCUGUUUGCUGGAAAUUCAAGAGACGGAGGCCAAAUACUACAAGACCCUGGAAGAGAUCGAAAAGAACUACAUGAAUCCCUUACAGUUGAUCCUGACACCGCAGGACAUGGAAGCCAUCUUUAUCAACUUGGAGGACCUCAUCAAAGUCCAUUUCAACUUCCUGAGAGCCAUCGACGUGUCCAUGAUGUCUGGAGGGAGCAGUUUGGCUAAAGUGUUUCUAGAAUUCAAGGAAAGGCUCCUGAUUUAUGGGGAAUAUUGCAGCCGGAUGGAGAACGCUCAGACAACACUCAACCAUCUCAUGGCCAACCGAGAAGAUGUCCGGCAAAAAGUCGAGGAAUGUACCUUGAAGGUUCAGGACGGGAAGUUCAAACUGCAAGACUUGUUGGUGGUCCCGAUGCAAAGGGUCUUGAAGUAUCACCUCUUGCUAAAAGAACUUCUCAGCCAUUCGUCCGAUCGGCCAGAGAAGCAGUCGCUGAAGGAAGCCUUGGAGGCAAUGCAGGACCUCGCCAUGUACAUCAAUGAGGUCAAGCGGGACAAAGAGACGUUGAAGAAAAUAAGCGAAUUUCAGAGCUCUAUCGAGAACCUGCCGGUGAAGCUGGAAGAAUAUGGAAGGCCAAAGAUCGAUGGGGAGCUGAAGGUUCGUUCGAUAGUUAACCACACGAAGCAGGAUAGGUAUUUAUUUCUGUUCGACAAAGUGGUGAUCGUCUGCAAGAGGAAAGGCUACAACUACGAGCAGAAGGACAUCAUCGAACUGCUUUGCUACAAGAUGACCGACGAUCCCACGAACAACAAGGACAUCAAGAAGUGGUCCUAUGGCUUCUACCUCACCCACCUCCAAGGCAAGCAGGGCUUCCAGUUUUUCUGCAAGACGGAAGACAUGAAGAGGAAGUGGAUGGAGCAGUUCGAAAUGGCCAUGUCCAACAUUAAGCCCGACAAAGCCAUGGCCAACAACCACAAUUUCCAGAUGUACACCUUCGACAAGACGACCAACUGCAAGGCUUGCAAGAUGUUCUUAAGAGGGACCUUCUACCAAGGCUACCAGUGCGUGAAGUGCAAAGUUGGGGCUCACAAGGAAUGCUUGGAAAUCAUCCCGCCCUGCAAAAUCAGUUCUCCAGCCGACCAGGACUUACUGAAUAUAGGUCCCAAAAUGGUGGCCGUGCAGAAUUAUCACGGGAACCCAGCACCUCCUGGGAAGCCCGUGUUGACGUUUCAAACCGGAGAGGUCAUAGAGCUGCUCAGAGGAGAUCCGGAUUCACAAUGGUGGGAGGGGCGGCUCAUCUUGUCCAAGAAGUCCGGUUAUUUCCCCAGUUCGUUGGUGAAGCCCUGUCCUGUGGAUGCAAGGCCUCCCAUCUCCCGGCCUUCCUCGCGAGAGAUGGACUACUCAGCAUAUCCUUGGUUUGCGGGCAAUAUGGAGAGGCAGCAGACGGACAACCUCCUCAAGUUGCACUCCAGUGGGACGUACCUGAUCCGCGAGAGACCGGCAGAAGCUGAACGUUUUGCUAUCAGCAUUAAGUUUAAUGACGAAGUGAAGCACAUCAAGGUGGUGGAGAAGGACAAUUGGAUCCACAUCACCGAAGCCAAAAAAUUUGAAAGCCUUUUGGAACUCGUCGAAUACUAUCAAACCCAUUCCUUGAAGGAGAGCUUCAAACAGUUGGACACGACGCUGAAGUAUCCGUACAAAUCUAGAGAACGAGCUGCAUCCAGAACCUUGACACGAUCGCCAGCUGCCUGCGCUUCCUACAAUUUUUCCUUUCUCAGCCCUCAGAGUCACAACUUCACUUCUCAGAAUUCCUCCACUCCUUUCUGGUCAGUAUUCACACCCCGGGUCAUUGGGACGGCCGUGGCGAGGUACAACUUUGCGGCGAGGGACAUGCGGGAGCUCUCCUUGAGAGAAGGGGACGUGGUGAAGAUCUACAGCCGGAUUGGUGGUGACCAGGGCUGGUGGAAAGGCGAGACCAACGGGAGGAUUGGCUGGUUUCCUUCGACCUACGUGGAGGAGGAAGGAGUACAAUGACCGUCGGAUCCGCAGACGCCGGGAAACGAUAUCUCGCCGAGCAUCUUCUACCUGUCCCUGGGGCACCAAGUGACUGUCCCUUUCCUCGGCACUAACCUUUAGACAUGAGACGGGGAAGGCUCUGGUGGGCCCCGAAAAAGUGUGGGUGGGGGCGUGACCCCGGGAGGCAUGGACUCGCUUUCGUGAGCGAGAGGGGUUGGGAGAGGUUGCGCUUCUCCUCGGGGACUAGUCUUAUCUGUACAUAAGAGGUUCAAACCAUGUUUUGUAUUGGGUCGCGUGUGCCGAGAGCAUCCGAGACCAGGUGGCUUCACUGUUGUUAGACUUGGGGCCCUUUUGGUAGAGGUUGGACUCAAAAUGAAACACGGUCUAUGCAAGGGGAAAAUAAUAGGAGAUAAGAGUAAGGGGUGAACCUAAGAGUACGGGGUGGCCAUAAGGAUGAUGACAUUACAUUCCAAGGAAGUCCAGAACAUCUCAAGUCACUUUGAACGUUGACAUGUUUGUGGUGUGGCAAGGCAGUCGGACCAUUCCAUUGCUUUGUUUGGUGACCGAUCCAUUGGGUUGAGGGUCAACCCAAUGGAUCUCUUGGGUUGAGGGUCAACCCAAUGGAGUCCCUUCUUCUGGAAAACGACAAGUGAGGGGCGAACACAAAGGAACGAGGCAUCUCCAGGUUUUCUCCCAAUGGUUCCAUGCCUUUCCAGGGCGGUCAAGACCUUCUCGAGAUGCUUUGGUGAACGUCAACAUCUUGGAGGAGCUGAAGCGUAGCUGGAUUUUGCUUAAGCCUGAGAAGAAAGCCUUGAGUUGAAUUGCUCUAUCUAUCCACCCGCCUUGUCCUGACACCACAUGUGCCAAACCAACGGUGGUCUUACCUGAACGUCGCUUGGGUGAUAACUCCUCCAUCCCAGGUGAGAAUGCGAACUUGAGGGACAGGAGACAUGGGUUGGCACCACCAUGAGAAGUCCUAACUAGAUAGGAGAUUAUAUAUAUGGCCUGAAUGAUAACUGGGAUGGUUUUCCACAAAGCAAAACUGUAGUUACCUGGUGCCUUCUCAACCCAGAUACUCUCCAUUGUCUUGGAGAUCUUACAAAAGUGUCCAUCAUCACCCUAACCUGACCCAACAGUCCUUCAUGGGAUGAGAACUGGAAAGAAGACCAACUGGAAGCCGUUCUUCAGAGGCACAAUCGUCGCUUGGGUGAUAACUCCUCCAUCCCAGGUAAGAAUGUGAACUUGAGGGACAGGAGACAUGGGUUGGCACCACCAUGAGAAGUCCUAACUAGAUAUGGUCUGAAUGGUAUCUGAGAUGUUCUUCCACACACCUACCGACUGGGAGCAAAGCAAAACUCCAGUUACCUGGUGCCUUCUCAACCAUUGUCUUGGAGAUCUUACAAAAGUGUCCAUCAUCAUCCCAACCUGACCCAAUAGUCCUUCAGGGGAUGAGAACUGGAAAGAAGACCAACUGGAAGCCCUUCUUCAGAGGCACAACCAUCACUUGGGCGAUAACUCCUCCAUCCCAGGUGAGAAUGCGAACUUGAGGGACACGAGACAUGGGUUGGCACCACCAUGAGAAGUCCAAACUAAAUUGGAGAUUAUAUAUAUAUGAAUGGUAUCUGGGACGUUCUUCCACAUACCUGCUGACCGGACACAAAGCAUAACUCCAGUUACCUGGUGCCUUCUCAACCAUUGUCUUGGAGAUCUUACAAAAGUGUCCAUCAUCACCCCAACCUGACCCAACAGUCCUUCAUGGGAUGAGAACUGGAAAGAAGACAAACUGGAAGCCCUUCUUCAGAGGCACAACCAUUGCUUGGGUGAUAACUCCUCCAUCCCAGGUGAGAAUGUGAACUUCAGGGACACGAGACAUGGGUUGGCACCACCAUGAGAAGUCCAAACUAGAUCGGAGAUUAUAUAUAUGGUCUGAAUGGUAUCUGGAACGGUCUUCCACAUACUUACCAACUGGGCACAAAGCAAAACUCCAUUUCCAGGUGCCUUCUCAACCCAGAUACUCUCCAUAAUCUUGGAGAUCUUACAAAAAUGUCCAUCAUCUCCCCAACCUUGCCCAACAGUCCUUCAGGGAUAGAAACUGGAAAGAAGACCAAUUGGAAGACCAACUGGAUGCCCGUACCCAUCCUCACCUGACUCAGGAAUCCGCAAGUGGAAUCUAUCAUGCAUUGAUGUCUUCUCUAGCGAUCUUCACCAUACUCUUCAUUCUUCCCACAUCCCGUAUUCACAAGAAUUUGUUUUAAUCCAUCCAAACGCAUGGACCAGCUUUAGACUGCGGUCAGAUUUGUCCAGUGUCAGGACCAUCCUCACCCUCUUCCAUGAGUCUCCUGGAAGAGUCACCAGGGCAUCGGUGGUGGACGUCAUCUUUCAGUUGAGCUUGGUCUGCAAUGGCUAGUCAAACCCUAAUACGAGGGUUAUCCAGAAAGUAGAUUACGUUUUGUAAUUAAAAAUGAACAAAGUAUAGGAGAAAACAUUUACCAUCUGCAGUUGAAAGCCACACCCAAAUAUCACUUCUCAACAUAGUCGCCAUUCAAAUCUAGGCACUUAUCAUAGUGAUGAAUGAGCUUGGCAACUCCUUCCCCACAAAACUCUGCCGCUUGCGUCCUCAGAAAGUAUAGGAGAAAACAUUGACCAUAUGCAGUUGAAAGCCACACCCAAAUACUUCUCAACAUAGUCGCCAUUCAAAUCUAGGCACUUCUCAUAGCGAUGAAUGAGCUUGGCAACUCCUUCCCCACAAAACUCUGCCGCUUGCGUCCUCAACGCAGCGUUUUGGUGACGAUGCGCAGCUGCGGGAAGAGUAACCCGAUGGUUGAGGACGCAAGCGGCAGAGUUUGGUGGGGAAGAAGUUGCCAAGCUCAUUCAUGGCGACAAUAUGCAGUUGCAGGAAGGAGUGACCAGCUGGUUGAGGAUGCAAGCGGCAGAAUUUGGCGGGGAAGGAGUUGCCAAGCUCAUUCAUGGCGACGAUAUGCAGUUGCAGGAAGGAGUGACCAGCUGGUUGAGGACGCAAGCGGCAGAAUUUGGCGGGGAAGGAGUUGCCAAGCUCAUUCAUCACUAUUUGAAUGGCGACUACGUUGAGAAGUGGUAUUUGGGCGUGGCUUUCAACUGCAUAUGGUAAAUGUUUUCUCCUAUACUUUGUUCAUUUUUAAUUCCAAAACGUAAUCUACUUUCUGGAUAACCCUCCUAUCAAGAGAAGAAGUUGUCUGUUCACACUAAUAUUGCUCGAGUAUGACUCCAGUGUUCACAGUACUGCUGAAUAUGUGUUGUUGAAGGCUUUCGUGGCUGGAAUCACUGGGUUGCUGUGAAUUUUCCGGGCUGUAUGGCUAUGUUCCAGAAGCAUUCUCAUCCUGAUGUUUCACCCACAUCUAUGGCAGGCAUCCUCAGAGGUUGCCAUAGAUGUGGGCGAAGCAUCAGGAGCUAAUGCUUCUGAAACAUGGCCAUACAGCCCGGAAAACUCACAGCAACCCAAUGGCUGAAUACUUGGUUGAAAACCAAUUGAGCCAUCACAAUGCACACAAGACUCAUUUCUGUGAAUUUUCCAGGCUGUAUGGCCAUGUUCCAGAAGCAUUCUCUCCUGACGUUUCGCCCACAUCUAUGGGAUGAUGCCUGCCAUAGAUGUGGGCGAAACAUCAGGAAAGAAUGCUUCUGGAACGUGGCCAUACAGCCCAGAAAACUCACAGCAACUCAGCUUCUGAAUUCUUGACUGAAGACUGAUUGAGCUGCGAAUUGAGCCAUCACAAUGCACACAAGAGACUCGUUUCUGUGAGUUUUCUGGGCUGAAUGGCCAUGUUCCAGAAGCAUUCUCUCCUGAUGUUUCGCCCACAUCUAUGGCAGGCAUCCUUCCAUAGAUGUGGGCGAAACGUCAGGAGAGAAUGCUUCUGGAACAUAGCCCUACAGCCCGGAAAACUCACAGAACUAAGGAAUCUCUGGGUCCUCCAUUGCAAUCCUAUAGCCAUUAUGGAUAAAAUUAUGGACAAAAAAAUUUAUAAAAUCCCUUUUGCAUUUGUUUCAUAACUUAUGGCCCCGACUGUCACCGCCGUAUAUAUUUAUAUAUAUAUAUAUAUGUGAAUAAGAAAAGAAGGGUUUUCUAUCAAUAGGGGAAAGAAUAUUGUACAUAUAUAUUUAGUUGGUUUUGCAACAAAAUAAAAGGGAAAGAUAAAAAUUUUAAAGGAUUGUAAUGAUGCAAAAAGAGGGGAAGAGGUGAAAAUAUGGAAAAGCCUGGAUUUUAUUUGUCGGUUUUUCGCGAAGGUUUCUUUUGCACUACCCUCAACGGGGACCAAAAUGGACGGAAAUCCGGACUCCCUUGGUGACUGUUUCUGGCUACAAACCCAUACUUUGGCUGCUGAUUGGAUCCGUAUAUUAUCACAUUCCUUUCCCAAACCGUUUCGAGAUAUGUUUGUAUGCAUUUCCCUUCUUGCUGCAAAACGGGGUCCGAGACUGUUCUCUUGCAAAUCGACCCUACGCGACUCUGUCACAGAUCUUUGCACCUUUUGAAACUUUUUUUUUAUACUGCAAAUAAAUCUGGGUGUGUUUUUUUUUCCUUUUUCUUUUGACAGAAUGACAGAA
Molecule: messenger RNA, 8029 nt
Organism: Anolis carolinensis (green anole)
Lineage: Eukaryota; Metazoa; Chordata; Lepidosauria; Squamata; Anolidae
Gene: vav2
Product: vav guanine nucleotide exchange factor 2
Exons: 29
Coding region: 857-3472 (871 amino acids)
Biological process (GO): intracellular signal transduction; regulation of GTPase activity; cell migration
Cellular component (GO): cytoplasm
Molecular function (GO): protein binding; guanyl-nucleotide exchange factor activity
Source: RefSeq, a predicted model, not a curated record